Macaca mulatta (Rhesus monkey) is the source of this 1233-nucleotide messenger RNA. It is a transcript of the gene GPN2, whose product is annotated as GPN-loop GTPase 2. Gene Ontology annotation, cellular component: cytoplasm. Lineage: Eukaryota; Metazoa; Chordata; Mammalia; Primates; Cercopithecidae. Gene Ontology annotation, molecular function: GTPase activity. The record is from RefSeq and is marked provisional.
CCUGCUCCGAGCCGUGGGCCGCCCAUGGCGGGGGCCGCUCCGACCACGGCCUUCGGGCAGGCGGUGAUCGGCCCUCCGGGCUCAGGGAAGACCACGUACUGUCUGGGCAUGAGUGAGUUCCUGCGCGCGCUGGGCCGGCGCGUGGCCGUGGUGAACCUGGACCCGGCCAACGAGGGGCUGCCGUACGAGUGUGCCGUGGACGUAGGCGAACUGGUGGGGCUGGGCGACGUGAUGGACGCGCUGCGCCUGGGUCCCAACGGCGGACUGCUCUACUGCAUGGAGUACCUGGAAGCCAACCUGGACUGGCUGCGUGCCAAGCUGGACCCCCUCCGCGGCCACUACUUCCUCUUCGACUGCCCAGGACAGGUGGAGCUCUGCACGCAUCACGGCGCCCUGCGCAGCAUCUUCUCCCAAAUGGCGCAGUGGGACCUCAGGCUGACUGCCGUCCACCUGGUGGAUUCUCACUACUGCACAGACCCUGCCAAGUUCAUUUCAGUACUGUGUACCUCCCUGGCCACCAUGCUGCACGUGGAGCUGCCCCACAUCAACCUCCUUUCCAAGAUGGACCUCAUUGAGCAUUAUGGGAAGCUGGCCUUCAACCUGGACUACUACACAGAGGUUCUGGACCUCUCCUACCUGCUUGACCACCUGGCUUCUGACCCUUUCUUCCGCCACUACCGCCAGCUCAAUGAGAAGCUAGUGCAACUCAUCGAAGACUAUAGCCUGGUGUCCUUUAUCCCUCUGAACAUCCAGGACAAGGAGAGCAUCCAGCGAGUCCUGCAGGCUGUAGAUAAAGCCAAUGGAUACUGUUUCGGAGCCCAAGAGCAGCGAAGCCUAGAGGCCAUGAUGUCUGCCGCAAUGGGAGCCGACUUCCAUUUCUCUUCCACACUGGGCAUCCAGGAGAAGUACCUGGCACCCUCGAACCAGUCAGUGGAGCAGGAAGCCAUGCAGCUAUAGCAACAAGGUGGAUCCUGGAGAGCAGGAUGCAUAACCCAGCACUGGGGAAAGUGGAGGCUCCUGAAGCAGGCUGCAGACCCAAGAGCAAGUCCUCCCAGCGAGAGCUGGUGGGCUGGCAAGGGGAUAUUGAGCUCUGCAAAGGACUUCUGGCCAAAAAGCCAGACAUGGCGCCAAGCAGAACACCUACCAUACCGUCAGUGGUGUCUGUGAGCUCCGGGCCCUGCCACCAGAAAGUCGAGCACUGGUCCUACUCAGGCUGUGACGGAAUGUGCUGCA